Molecule: messenger RNA, 1789 nt
Organism: Ananas comosus (pineapple)
Lineage: Eukaryota; Viridiplantae; Streptophyta; Magnoliopsida; Poales; Bromeliaceae
Product: putative disease resistance protein RGA3
Exons: 2
Coding region: 46-1719 (557 amino acids)
Molecular function (GO): protein binding
Source: RefSeq, a predicted model, not a curated record
GCAAUUUAUUGACCACGGAAAGGAUUAUCGAACCAUCAAAACACAAUGACCGACGUUGUGGCUUCCGGCAUCCUCAGCUCCUUGCUCGACAGGCUGCCGAACCAAAUAGUCGACGAGUUUGGUUGGCUGAGGGACAUCGGCGCCGAGCUGAAGAAGCUGGAGGGCACCCUCUCCAUCAUCCGCGACGUGCUUGAGGAUGCGGAGGAGAGGCAAGUGCAGGAGAAGGCCCUCAGAGGGUGGCUGAGACGCCUCAAAGAUGUGGCCUACGAUAUCGACGAUCUGCUAGACGAGGACUUCACCAGGAACCGAAAGAGGAGUUUAACUGAUCCGGAAAGCAGUACCACUAGCUGGAUGAAGGGAACGAAUCUACAAGUUUUGGACCUGCAAGGAUGUCGAUUUUUAAAGGAAGUACCAGACUCCAUUGGUAAUCUCUUCAAUCUAGUAAUACUGAAUCUUGAACGCUGCACAAGCUUUGUUUCCCUACCAACUUCCAUUGGUCAUUUAAAGAGUUUGCAAACCUUAAACCUCGCAUAUACCAGGAUAAAAAAGUUGCCCGAAAGCGUAUGUUGCCUCUCAGAUCUUCGAUCAAUUAAUCUAACAAGCUGUUACUUUCUGCGCGAGCUCCCAGAGAACAAGCAGAACACGGAAAGCCUCACAUGUCUUUGCACAGGUCAUUGCCAUAAAUUAACGUGCAUACCCGCUGGACUUGUACAGCCAAGCUACUUUCGAGACCUACUGCUCUUUGAGCUUUGCGAAAAGAGCGAGUGUGGACUCAAGGAGCUCAACAAACUUAAUCUUGAAGGCUUCCUAUGGAUUGCUAACCUAGAAAAUGUGAAGAAUUUCCAACAGGCUAGAGAGGCUAACUUAAUAGAAAUGGAUGGUCUUCACUCAGUAGGGUUGGCAUGGGACCUGGAUACUUACAAGAAGAAAAUGGAAGCCUACAGCACGCGCACUAACGUAGAAGGAAGAAGCAGGCAAGGUCUGAUCAAUGCACUUGCAGUAGCCGAAGAAGUCCUCAACGGCCUCCAACCGCACGAAAAUUUGACCCUAUUGGCGAUAUUUUGCUACCCGGGCAAAAUUUUUCCAAAAUGGUUGGAGUCGAGUUUUCCAAAUCUUGUUGAGAUUUACUUAUCUUCUUGUUUCAGAUGUGAGACCCUCCCAAGAAUAAGUCAAUUGCAUAACCUUGAGACCCUUUCUCUCAAGAAGCUUCCCGCCGUCAAGUCUCUUCCGCUGCUCGGGCAGUUGCCUGCUCUUAAAGUUUUGAAUCUCGCUUCUCUCCUAGCAGUCAAGAGCCUGGGCUCAGAGUUCUAUGGUGCAGGUGAUGGUGCGUUCCCAGUAUUGGAGAACUUGAGUCUAGAACACAUGCCUGAGUUGGAGGAGUGGUGUGAAGCAUCAGCUGGGCGACGAUCUUUCCCUCGUCUGUGGGAGUUGAGGCUACUAGACUGCCGAAAACUGAAAGAACUGCCUUCAUCUUUUCCGUCCGUUGAGCAGCUGUAUUUGUGCGCUAACAGUGAGCUGCUGCUAUCUUCUCUCCCAAGCGGCACAUUUCCAAGUCUCAAGAUUGUGCAUCUGGCAAAUUCCUAUGACCCUGCUCGACCAUCUGUUCCACAAAUUCUCGCGGAGCGCUUAACAUCGGUAAAAUGUCUGGACUUCUACUGGUGGAAUCCUAUGCACGAUGAUGAUCUAGACUUCAUCAAACGUACUGCAGAACUGCCAUAGCCUUUUGUUUUGGAAUAUUGCACUACUUAUAUUUGUCUCCAGAUAAAAAGAGGUUUGGCAAUCAAUACGA